Molecule: messenger RNA, 4038 nt
Organism: Cladocopium goreaui
Lineage: Eukaryota; Dinophyceae; Suessiales; Symbiodiniaceae
Source: the annotation of a GenBank genome assembly
GAAUGUGGUGGGUUCCUACUCCUUAGAUGGGAUUCCCGUUGAAUGGGACAACCACCCGGCCAUCAGAGAAAGAAUCAGAGAGCAGUGCAAUCUUUGUUUGGCCUACGACCAUGAAAAUGCAUGUGGAGACUCGGGCUACGUGAAUGCCACCAUUGAAAAUGUCAAGGUCAACGCACCGGUUCUUGAACCCUUGGCAACCAGGAUGGCAGCCAAUUCACUGCGGCUUCCAUCCAUAGAGCACCUAAUCAAGGCUAUCUCAGAUUUCUUCAUCUUGGCCAAACUUUCCCGAAGUGAUGAACAUUGCUAUCAAGAAGCAUGGGCAAUUCGCCGUCUCAUAGGGCGAUUGAAGAAGUUCACUUACCGAAGUUGCCCUCCCCAGGAUGAGGAGAUCAAAGGCCUUGUGCAGGCUUUGGGCUUCGACUGUGAGGAUUGGCAGCCUACCACGGCAGCUCUUGAUGAUGCUGCCAUUUCGGGAUCCAGUGCUGGUGAAUCCCAAGAUACCCAAGGAUCUCAGGUAGCAGAGUCUCAAGACAAAGCCCCAGUGAGUUUCAACCAGAAGCUUCAGGAAAUUGAAAAUGACAAUGAUGAUACGAUGCUAUAUGAACUCAACCAGAUCAUGGAUGAUCUCGCAGAAGACCUCCCUCCAGUUCCAAUUCCUGGACCGGCCCGGCCGCAGGUGCUGGCUGAGCGUCGCACUUCUGUUUCAGAGAAGGAGCUGAAGGAUAAGGCACCUGAGGAAGCGAAGAAGGCAGUGGCCACCCCAUGUCGGAACAAGAAUGUUGGCCACCCCCAAAAUGCUGCCAAUACCGCACCCUUGUCUUUGCGUUCUUUGAAGGCCCACGAGGACUUGGCAGUUGUUGAUAUUUCUUCGGAUGAAGAAUAUGCCAACGGCAUUUCUGGGGGAAAGCCGAGGGAUGAGGCUGACCGAGGCAAAGGAAUCCCAGGGUCCAACAACACCUGCAAGCAGGGCAUGAGCAGAAGAAAGCACAGAGAGAAGCAACAAAAAGCAGAAAAAGAAGCAGAAAAAGAAGCCAAGAAGAACAACAAAGAGAAAGCCAAAGAGAAAGCCAAAGAGAAAGCCAGAAAGGAAAAAACAGAGAAGAAAAAGAAGGGCCGAUCAAGCAAGGAAAAAAAAGCAGAAUGUGAGAAAGGAUCCAAGAGACGCAAGAUCAAGUCUGCAGGUUCUGGCAAGAGCAAGAUUCCCCAAGAUGAACCUCCCCGAGAUGAGCCUCCCCAAGAUGAACCUCUCCAACAUGAGCCUCCCCCAAAUGAGCCUACGCGAGGUGAGCCUCCCCGAGAUGCAGAGCUUCCCCAAGAUGAACCUGCCACAGCCACUGCAAGUGCCACUGAUGAGCCCAAGACUCGUACGGUGCAGAGCAGGAAGAUGAAACGUUUGAGACGUGUGUCGGACUCAUGGACAGGUGAAAGCUUUCAUGUCACUGCUGGUGAAGGCCCAGUGCAGGAAUUGGAACCCCAGGCUUCUGAAUCAGAAGAUUUGCCGAAGAAGGGGAACACAAAGACUUCGGAGAAUGAAGAGAAGAAAGAUGAUUCAAAGAAGACCUCAGGUAAGAAACCAAAGAGCAAAGCAACGCCUAAGAAGAAGGCGAGUGGGAGCAAAGAUUCAAAGGCCAAGGCCAAGGCAGAGCCAAAGAAGAGCAGCAAGAAGCGUUCCAAAGAGGCUGUGGGCACACCCAAGGCAGCCAAGAAGCCCAAGACAACAGACAGAACGAAACCCAAAAAGGAAUACGUGGUCUGUGAGGAAGCCAAAGCCAUUGCCCUUUCCACUCUUGAGGAAUGCCGGAAGACACAUUGCACACAUCCAGGUUUUGAGGUUCCCAAGCCCACCAGCGGGAUCGACUUUGUCCCCUAUUGGUCUAGGGGGGCAGUUGGAAUCAAAGUCUUGCGCAAAUACAUGAGCAACAAGAAGGCCCAGGUUGCUGAGCUUGAGAAAGAGAUCAAGAAGCCCAAGCCUGACGUUUGCAAUGAUGGUCUCAAGGAUCUGAAGCAUCGGUUGAAUGCCUCGCUGGACUCUGCGCUGAAGGACCUGUCGUUUUUGGAAUUCUUCUGCGGAGAGGGCCGGGUUUGGAAAGCGGUUUCAGCAGAGGCUGGAUCGAUUGGGAUUGACAUCAACUAUGGAAAUCCCGAAGGUGGUCACACAAAUGCAUUCGAUAUCCUGACUGUGUACCACUUCAAAUGGCACAUGGGGCACUAUGGUGCACCGACACCGAAGCCUCAGCAAGGCUCCUGGCUGUUUCACGGCUGUCAAGAUGGAACCAAAGUCACCUGCAAAGAAGGUUGCCGAGCAAGUUGGGCAGGUGGCUGGUGCAGCAUCAACUGCAAAUACCAGUGGUCAUGUUCUCCACAGCCGGAUCAUGAUGGGGAAGAUGAGUCUGAUGCUGAAUCAUCCGAUGAUGAGUUCAUUGUCACCCCUUCUGGCCACAAAGUUGCUCUCUCAGCCGACGCCUUACGGAUGAGGACCCGGCGACUUCUCGAACGUAAACCGUCGGGAAAAUACCUUGUGGAUCCCGCUGUGACGGAACAAUACAAGAAGGGAGGAGAGGAGAGGGAGCAAUUGGAAAUGGCCUUGCUCGAAUGUUUGUCGAAACACGGCUUGGCCCGUACAGCCUACAAACGCGUGAAGGCCGAUUUUUCGGCAAAGUGCCGUUUGAUCAAAGAGAGGAUGGAAAGCCGUGAGACGGAAAUCUUAGGCCGAUGGAUGACCGAGGACAAGACCUCGAAGACACCACCCGAAAGUUUGCCGCAGAAGCUGGUGAAGAUUCCAGAGCCUGAUGAAACUCCGGAAGUGGUGGGCUCUCAGGUUGAUGGAGAGCUUAGACCAGCUGAAUGCCAAGAUGUUGAGCAGCUACGUGUGCCUUCCAGGCCAAAGGAUUUGAAUCACUGGCAGAACGUCCUGCGAGACGAUGUGUUGGCACUGACACGGACCAGGGAGUGCUUUUCCAUGAUUGAGGGUGAUCCUAUGCUGGGGUAUGACCUCCCAAAGAAAUCUUGCACUUUGCCGGGACAAAAAGGUUGCCGAAACAUUCGGGAUGGUGGUGAAACCAUCGAUGCUGACAAGUUUGGGCCCUAUUUGGUCUACAUCAUCUUCCGAUCGCUACUGCAAGAGGUUGUCACGGUGAAGAAUGAUGUGCGUUCACAGUGCUCAGCCCUGAUUCCAUUGGAGUCACGCUACAGGACUUUGAACAAGGACUUGAAGUUGGAAUCUGAAACUGCGCCGAAGCCAAAAAAGAACAAGCCUGGGAAGGGAUCAAAGGCCAAUCCCAAGAACAAAUCCAAAAAGAAUAAGGGACUGCCUUCCAAAAAGGGUGAUUGUCGUGACAUCAUCGCUUUUGCAGCUGCUGACAAGAGGGAUGCGCAGGAGCGAGGCAUGCCCCAGGAAGAUGGAGUGCAGCAAGUGUUCGCCGACAAUAACAUGUACUACCCGGUGAAAAUAACUACGGAAGAACAUUCACCACUGGAGGAUUUUGACUGGAUCCGUCCUACUGACUUUUUCCGGAGUUUCUACAAAAUGAACGACUUGGGCCAUGUGCUUGGAGGUCAUAACCUGAAAGAAGCCAAGCCCAUCAUUUUGGACUUCUGGAAAAAAUACAAGGAUGCCUACCCCCAACAUCAACUGUGGGAUCACAUCGCAGCCACUGGAAAGGAUUUGGCAAAGUGUCUGCCAUGCUUUCUGCAUGGAGACGAAGGCACUUCGUUUAAGAAGGGUGGUAUUUUCAUCUUCAGCUUUCAGGGGGCCAUCGGAUUUGGGUCGUCCAAAAGGUCCAAAGAACUUGAAGCGAGGGCGCCGAAAGGUGCUGGUGACAAGGGUGACUUUGGUGUGGCAGGGAAAGCAGCAGAGAAAGAGAUGGAUCGAGUACGUACUGAAGAAAUGCCAAUGCCAUGGGUCCAGGAGUGUGCCCUCACACGUCGAGGCAAUGUGGAGAGAAAUGGAAGUUGGAACAAGGCCGCUGUCACAUCCAAUUGGAUGCUUUUCCUGGAAGAUUACUGCCGGGAGAGAGAAGACUUGAUCAAAGAUGACCA